Messenger RNA from Moneuplotes crassus, 1351 nucleotides. The record is from the annotation of a GenBank genome assembly. Lineage: Eukaryota; Ciliophora; Spirotrichea; Euplotida; Euplotidae.
UUUCAAGGAAAAGAAUAGUUUUGAAACUUAAGGACUUAAUAUGAUAAGACUUCUUGAAAGAUGAUGUCAUUGAAUAUAAGCUAACUUUCAUUUGUCUUAAACUUAUAGAGGCUCCCAUUUAUACGUCAUUCUGCGUACAGACCCUAGUGAUUUGUCAAGAUUUUAUAAGAUAGAAAAAGAGUAAAACUUAACAGAAGCUACAAACUCAGCUAUUUUGUUAGAUCUAUUCAAAUUUAGAAUAAGCUUCUCUUGGAUACAGAAAUAUUGCAGUGAGAUUAAGCUCCAUCUAGAGAUGUGUCAAGAUUAUAUACUUGUAUUUUGACAAAGGAAAAUGAGACCAAGGCAAACUUUAAAAUUAAUGGAGAAUCUUUUAUGAAGUUCAGGAAUUAUUCUAAUAUCCAUAAGUCUAUAAAUUCUCUUGUUUGAAUUGCAUUAACCUCUCGUGAUAUCCAAAUAGAUUAGAAUUUCCUUUUUCUUUAUCAACUUGCACGAACACAAUCUGUUGAGGAUCAACCAUUUCACUUCUCAGACUUCUGAGAUCUAGACCAUUGUAUUGCUGAAAUUGGUCUCUCUUUCUGAAGGAUGUGCAAUACAGGGGGAAAACUCAGAUCACAAGGAUCACGCCGAUUAUGAACAUAGCGAAGACUAACCAAUCACGCUUAACUUGUUUCAUAUGAUCCUCAAUAUGCUCAAUUUCAUCUUCAAACGCAGGUAGAGGAUGUAAGUCAGCUUUAAAGACACCAUGACCUUGAGUUGCAUCUUUUGCUAGGACUACAAUGACAGAGGUGUUAUCAUACCAGAUAUGGAAAUCUCUGAGGUCUCCAACAGGGCUGAUAGCUUCUGAAGAGGUGAAUUGGUCACGUUUCUCGAAGAAGGUAUGGUCAAGAUCUGUCUCAUAAAUAAAAGCAUCAAUAUUGGUAAACUCAUCUUCUAUCAAUCUGAGUCUGGAGGAAUACGAUCCUUUGUUCCUAAUCUUUACUACACAGACUAAUUCGGGGUGCACAUAGCUGAUAUUAAGGAAUAAAGGUGAAUGAUCCUUGGCGAUAAAUUUGGUGUUCUCACAGUCUUCAGAAGGAAGAGCCAAAAGAUAUCCAGCUUUGUCACCUAAUUUUUCAAGAUCAUUCGAACAUGUGACUCCGCUUAUUUGUCCACACUCUUCGCUGAGGUCAUCUAGGUCACAGCAAAUUCUGCUGCUGAGCUCUGACUUGAGGUUCCAACCGCAUAGCUUCUUUGUUGGAUCCUUGAGGCACUUGACUGAGUCCCUGCUCGUAUUCACUUCUGUGUAUCAGAAAGCUAGGGAUAACAGGCAAAUGAAAAUACUAAAUCUCAUAAUUAUUAUAUCUGCCAAUUC